This is a messenger RNA of Daphnia magna, 828 nucleotides long. RefSeq names its product protein fem-1 homolog B-like. The transcript is spliced from 6 exons. The record is from RefSeq and is a predicted model, not a curated record. NCBI's taxonomy places the organism in Eukaryota, Metazoa, Arthropoda, Branchiopoda, Diplostraca, Daphniidae. The coding region runs from base 188 to 526 and encodes 112 amino acids.
AAAAUACCCCAGGUCGGAAUUCAGCCUUGGCAACUCAGCAUCCGAUCUUGGUCUAUUCAUCUUUAUUGCAUUUAGCCGCCAGUGCUGAUACCCCUCUGUUGAUGAAUUUCAUACUGUCGACAUCUGCAGCUUUCCUUGUGCUUCUACAUGCAAGUUGCUGAUACAAUGUGGAUUCGACGUGAACGCAAUGGAUCAUCGACGAAAUACGCCUUUGCAUCUGAUAGUUGGAUAUCCGAAACCGAUCAGCGAUUUUGUAACCCUACACUCUAUCAUAAUGACAUUAAUUGAAGCUGGCGCGCAUAUGGAUGCCGUUAAUUUGUACGGUGAAACUCCGAUUGAUGCAGCAACAACAGGCGUAGCUGAAAUUAUAUUACGGACUCGAAGUAAAUUGAGUCUCAAAUGCAUUGCCGCAAAAGCCAUUAAACGAACUUCACGGAUCUGGAACAACGCUCCGUUAAUCAUCCCUCCUGCACUUACGAAAUUUCCGGAAGCCCGCUUGCCAGAUUUCGCUGUGUUUUCCCUAUAAAUAAUUUGACGUUACUGACGCAGACAACCAUUGAUGAGAGUGUUCUCUUUUUUCUGUCUCACUGGAAUCUCGUGAUUCGAAUUGAUCCGAAAUUUGCGUCUGCCACUAGAACAACUGGGACAAAGAUUGACCGUAUGUCACCGUGAUUUUCUCUUCCGCUCACUGAUAUUUUAUCAACUGCAUAUUUUUGUUUCUGAUUCAUAACAUAGGGGGGAUGUAUUAACACACACAUUUGCUGUACAGACUGAUAAGUAGCUCUUGCUGAUGGUGUUUGAAACGUGUAAAUAAAGACGUAAAAGAAA